AUGGAGAACUCCACCGAUACCACCAGCACCCGCGUGCAGUACCGGGAAAAGGAAUAUAAUGUGAUCAAGGAAGGAUUGGCGCACAUUUUGAACCCACCUUCACAGGAAGCUGCUUCCAAAGCAACGAAGAAAGAUUUGAAGGCCGACGAUGAAUCCCAGGCUGUCUUCUAUAACCCGAUCCAACAAUUUAAUCGAGACCUCAGUGUACUGGCGAUUCGGGCUUUUGGUGAACAUGCCAUGCAAUUGAAGGAAAAGAAGGAGGCGCAGAAGCUCAAGAAGCGCAAGACGGACGAUUCGGCCGACAAUGCGAAAAAGCGGAAGCGAGAGGAAGAUGCGGCUGCAGAAGAACCUGCGUCUAAACGAGUGGAUGAGGAGACUAAAGUCAAGUCAGAGGAUGAUUCGGUAGAGCAACCGGGCGCUCCAGCCGAGGUGAAACAAGAGAAAGAGGCACCAUCUGGUACAUCCUCCCGGCCGCAGUUUACCGUCCUGGACGCCCUGUCUGCCACAGGCUUGCGUGCUCUUCGGUAUGCUUCGGAGCUUCCCAUGGUCUCUAAGGUGGUGGCAAACGAUCUGUCAGCAUCUGCGAUUAACUCGAUGAAGACAAAUAUCGACUACAACAAGCUUGAAUCCCUGAUUCAACCCAAUCUUGGCGAUGCACGUGCUUAUAUGUAUCAGCUGCCCUCAGUUGACAAAUUCGAUGUCAUCGAUUUGGAUCCAUAUGGAACUGCGGCGCCUUUCUUAGACGCAGCGGUUCAGAGUGUCAAAGAUGGCGGUCUUCUCUGUGUCACUUGCACUGAUGCUAGUAUCUGGGCAUCAACCGGUUACGCCGAGAAAUCCUUUUCCUUGUAUGGUGGCAUGCCAAUGAAAGGCCCCCACUCACACGAGGGUGGGCUCCGACUGAUUCUUAACAGUCUGGCUAUGUCGGCUGCCAAGUAUGGGUUGUCCGUUGAGCCUUUGCUUUCACUGUCAAUCGAUUUCUACGCUCGUGUGUUUGUGCGCGUGUAUCGCUCUCCAGCACAAGUCAAAUUCCUUGGCGCCAACUCGAUGGUCGUCUACAACUGCGAUUCCGGCUGUGGUGCCUGGUCGACCCAGCCAUUGGCCUCACUGAAGACAAAGCUCAACCGCAAGGGUAACGCUUUGUACCAUCACGGACUGGCUCAAGCUCCUGUUUCCAACACUAACUGCGAGCACUGUGGCUUCAAGACGCACCUUGCUGGUCCUAUGUGGGCCGGCCCGCUGCAUAACCCAGCUUUCAUCCAAAGAAUUCUGGCCAACCUCCCCAAACUUGAUCCUACGGUAUAUCAAACCAUUCCUCGAAUUGAAGGAAUGUUGACCACAGCCCUGGAGGAAGAUCUGGACCUCACCCUAUGCGCCUCCUCGAGUGCCCAGACGGAGGUGGCCACUGAAACAAAUGACCUUUCCGCCGAAUACCCAGCCAUUAUUCCACGAAUGGACCCGGCUCGUCGAGACCCUUACCCCUUCUUUAUGCUCCUUGGUAGCCUCUCGAAGGUUUUGCACUGCUCCACUGCGCCGAUUGAUGAAUUCCGCGGGGCUCUUCAUUCCAUUGGAUACCGCUCCACUCGCAGCCACGCCAAGCCCAACUCCGUUCGCACCGAUGCCCCUUGGAGCGUCGUUUGGGAGGUCAUGCGCGAGUGGAUCCGUCAAGAAAGCCCUAUCAAGGAUGGAUCCUUGAAACCGGGCAGCGCCGGCGCAGCUAUCAUGGCUAAGAGUCGCGACAACCUCCGUAAGUUAGACGAAGAAAGCCAAUGGCUAUCCAUGCUUAAGCGGGAUAUCAUGUCUGCCGUGGAGUCUGGUCGCGACGUCAGUGACCUUGUUACCAAGGUCGAGGCUUCUAUCUAUCGAUCUGGCUCUCGACAAGCCUGGAAGUCCUCAGAGGAGACUUCACAGACUGUUGCUAGUGCUGAAUCUGAAGCGGAGCCACUAUCUGCCUCGGAGAAGGAAACGGGCGCCACAAAGACCUCUGAGCAUGCUCAUCCUAGCAGCCUCGAAGUCAAAUUCGAUUCUGCUCUGGGCCGUGAAGCUUCAGCUGCACAUUCGAAAAAGCGUUUGGUCCGAUACCAGAUCAAUCCUCGCGCGAAUUGGGGACCUUUGAACCGUGCCUCAGUCACAAAAUGA
Penicillium verhagenii is the source of this 2136-nucleotide messenger RNA. Its product is annotated as tRNA (guanine26-N2)-dimethyltransferase. Gene Ontology annotation, cellular component: nucleus. Gene Ontology annotation, molecular function: RNA binding. Bases 1 to 2136 code for a protein of 711 amino acids. NCBI's taxonomy places the organism in Eukaryota, Fungi, Ascomycota, Eurotiomycetes, Eurotiales, Aspergillaceae. The record is from RefSeq and is a predicted model, not a curated record. Gene Ontology annotation, biological process: tRNA N2-guanine methylation. The transcript has a single exon.